Aspergillus sclerotioniger CBS 115572 is the source of this 879-nucleotide messenger RNA. Its product is annotated as glutathione S-transferase family protein. The record is from RefSeq and is a predicted model, not a curated record. The transcript has a single exon. Lineage: Eukaryota; Fungi; Ascomycota; Eurotiomycetes; Eurotiales; Aspergillaceae. Bases 77 to 751 code for a protein of 224 amino acids.
CUUAUUUUAAGUUUGCAAUCCAGUUCCUGCAGUUAAUAUUCAUUCAACACACCUCUACAUUCGUCUUUCUUGCACCAUGUCAUCUGGACUCACCAUUCACCACCUGCGACUUUCUCAAUCGGAGAGAAUCAUCUGGCUCUGCGAAGAACUCGGCAUCCCCUACAACCUCAAAUGCUACGACCGGCAACAACCCACACUGCAGGCUCCGGAUGAGUACCGCCAGCUGCACUGGUCGGGUACCGCCCCGAUUAUCGAGGACAAUGGAGUCAUCCUUGGUGAGACCAUGGCCAUCACAGAAUACAUCCUGACCAAAUACGGCAACGGACGUAUCGUGGUACCUCCAAGCCACCCCAACUACGCAGACUACGUGUUCUGGCUGCACCGGGCGAACGGGUCUACAAUGCCGGCUUUCAUGGGCCUGAUGUUCGGUCGACUAAGAGGUAGUGACGAGGACUUUGUUUCAAAAAUGUCCGAAGCCCGCGUGAAAGCGACGUGCGAGGCGAUGGAGAAGCAACUGAGCAAGUCCCGGUAUCUAGCCGGGGACGAGUUCACCGCGGCAGAUUGCGUGUCUGUUUUCCCGUUGACGACGCUACGGCUGUUCAUCCCGUACGGUCUGGAUGAUUAUCCGAAUAUUGUGCGGUAUUUGGAACGCAUUGGCCAGCGUGAGGCUUACAAGCGGGCUAUGGAGAAGGGGGAUCCGGAUUUGGUGCCGGUGCUUACGGCUGCUGCGCCUGUGAAAUCUCUGUUGUAGCCGUUUAGGGUGGCGAUGUAUAUCUGUCUUGGUUACGGAUGCAGCUUGUAUAACAACUAGUGACGUGUGUACGACUUGCUCGGCAAGUAUGUGAAUAUAAUAAACUGAGUAUUUUCCUGGGACAUCUG